Messenger RNA from Camponotus floridanus (Florida carpenter ant), 2199 nucleotides. RefSeq names its product lysosomal aspartic protease-like. The transcript is spliced from 5 exons. Gene Ontology annotation, molecular function: aspartic-type endopeptidase activity. The record is from RefSeq and is a predicted model, not a curated record. Gene Ontology annotation, biological process: proteolysis. Bases 90 to 659 code for a protein of 189 amino acids. Lineage: Eukaryota; Metazoa; Arthropoda; Insecta; Hymenoptera; Formicidae.
UUUGUACUUAAAUAUACUAACCAAAAUAUGGUGUUAUUGGCCUGAGUUAUUACCAGAUAUACGGUGGAAUAAGGACUCUCUUCGACUACAUGAUUCAACAAAGACUAGUGUCAUCACGUAUUUUCAGUUUUAAUCUAAAUAGAAACGUUUCAGCCGAUUUAGGUGGUAAAUUUAUAUUCGGUGGUUCCGAUCCUGCUUAUUACGAAGGAAAAUUUACAUAUGUUCCUGUUACUCACAGAGGAAUAUGGCAAAUUACCAUUGAUAGUAUCCGACUAAAUAAUUUUACUUGGUGCGAGAAAAGCUGCCAAGCAAAUGUUGACACAAGUACUUGGAAAAUAAUUGGACCAGAAAAGGAUGUUUCACUUAUUAAUCGACUAAUUGAAAUUAAUUCACAUGGAAGUAUAAACUGCAGUAGAAUUUUUCAUUUACCUACAAUCACGUUUAAUUUGGGUGGUAAAGCGUUCGAUCUUACCGGUAAAGAUUAUAUCAUUCGGCAUCCAGAUGAUAAAAGUAUAUGUGUAACCGUCUUCUGGAAACACGACCUAAUAUACGACGAUAAAAUGAAAUGGAUUCUGGGCAUACCAUUUAUGGGUCGUUACUACACCGAAUUUGAUAUGGAGAAAAACCGAGUGGGAUUUGCUUUUGCGAAAAAUGUAUAGAAUUUAUCAAAAUGUAUAAAAAAUCUUUCACUUUCACUUUUUAUUGUGUACUUUAUCAUAAUUUUUAAAUUAUUUGUUUAAUUUUCGAUUAAAAAAAAAUUUAAUUUUUUAAUCGCUAACCGACAAAGUUCGCAGAUUAUAAAUGUGAAUUUUUGCGUAAUGCUUACAUAACUUCGUAUUAAUUUUCAAUAGCAAUAUUUUAUCGUGAAAGCAACUGAUAUGGGCUUAUAGUUAUUUGGAAUGCGAAUUUUUGCGAGUAAUUGCAUUCGCUAAGGUCAUUGUUGCAUGGCCGUCUAAUCGAUAUAAUCAAUCUAUUCUUUCGAAAAGCUGAUUACUCCUUCAUUAUCAUUCUUAAUUACGCGCACACUUAAUAAAUUAUUUUAAAACAAUUUGUUUUAAUUAUAAUACAAAAUAUUAAAUAAAAUAUUUUUACAUUUGAUUGAUCGAUAGAAAAAAUGAUCAAUAAAAAAGGUUAUGUUUCGAAUGCAAGUGAUUGUAUAUAUAACGGCCGUCAAAUGUCAAUGUAAAUGAUAGCUCUAGUAGACGAGUACAAUUUCUUUUUUGUAUGUCGUAACGUACAGAAAGAAAUUUACUGGAAAUUUCGAAAACAUGUUCCGCUUUCUCGUGAUGACUGUGAUGCUGACGGACGCAGAAAUCCAAAACUAAGUUCAUACAUUGUAUUGUAAGUUUACGUACAUAUCAGUAUAAUAAUUAUUGAAUUUAUAAAUAUUGAUCUGUCUCGUCGUGACAACAUUCGAUUUUCAGAGAUCCCAAACUUAUGUAAAACUUAUGUCGUGCAGUGCAAUAAAAGUUUUCAAUUUUAUAAUAAUGUUAUAAAAAUCAUUUUUUCUUCGCUAGAUUUAAUAAGAAUUGGAGAUAAAUGAUUACACUGGAUCUAGUAAAAUUAAUCUUGAAGCGCUCUCGUAAAUAUAACAUUUUUGCGGAUAAAAAAUUUCAAAAGUUUUCCCGUUUAACUUCCUACAUCUUCGUAUGUGAACAAGAAUUAAUAUGCUUCCGUUUCAUGAUAGAAUAGCUCGUUGUCACCGCUUUAAAAUAAUCUUGUUUUAAUAUAAAAUAUUUCCAAACCGCAUUAGAUUAUCGAUUUGUCGACUGGAUUUUAUUUGUAUUAUGCAUCAUGUGUUUUUAAAUGCAUAUUUGCGAUUUUGAUGUUGAACACGACAAGCGCGUUUUAUCUGAUUUAUUAUAUUAUAUAAAUUGUUAGAGAUUGUGGUGAUAAAUGAGCGAUAAUAUGUUCCACUUUUUUUCAUCCAACUAAAAGAAAAUAUCUCGGUCAUUUUUUUUCAAAUACUUGCGUAGAUCAGGAAUACUGGAAUCGAUUGCGUUCGCAGAUCGAAAAAUCGAUAUUAGCUUUGUUCAUUUGCUUAUGCAUUUGCUUAUGAAUAAUUUUAUGAACGAUAUCUAUAUUGUAACAAGUAAGCAUUAUCCAUCAGAUUUAGAUAUUUCGGAUUAUCGCUGAUGCCUGUUUCAAUCAAAUUUGUAAUAAUUUGAUUAUAAAUAUUAUAAUGUUAUUUAAAACAAA